GAGUCUGGCCAGUGCCUUCCCAGACGUGGAUCCGUAAACUACGUGAAAUCAAAGUAUUUGACGUGUUUCAGUGCGUCAUCGUGUUAAUUCAAUUUUAAUAUAUAACCAUACGUAUUUAAUUACUCCAUAUUUGAAACAAUUAAGUUAUUUGCAUAUUGAAUGCGAAUGAAAGAAAACAAUUCGUAUCAGGAAAAGAACAAGAGUACUUAUUUAAAAUCCUAUAAAUGCAUAAUACCGUUCUUUAAUUUUUUUUUCCAAGAUCGUUGAAGUUUAUCAGAAACAUUCCAAAAAUCGUUUGAAAAUGACUCAUGAAUUUACUAGAGCAGCAACACGUGUUUUUAAUUCAAACGUUUUAUUUUCAUUUCUUCGAUCAAUAGAAUUCCUCCUUCAAUCUUCCUACUCUUUCGAUCUUUUCAUCUGCAACUUGUGAAAGUAAAUAUUUUUCUUAGAAAAUAGAGAAAGUUGAGUCAAUUUCAAAAAAAAAAAAAAUAGAAAAGAAAAAAACCUACGUGUUUCCCCAUAAAUUAAAUCAUUCUCAAUGAACUGAGUUUGUAUUUUUGGAUAAAAGUAUUGGUCAGAUUUCUGGGUUAAGGAACAAACUAUUAUUAUUAUUAUUCGUUCCUUUCAUUUCUCACGAAUUCAAAUUCCUGGAAUUCUUGGGAAAGAUUACCCACUCCAAAUCUGAAGAAAGAUGAAGUCAUUAAUUUGUAUUUUAUGAACGUACUUUCCAAUCAUCAAUUGAAUCAAACGAAUAAUCGCGUUCGAAUGUGUUUGAAUUUAUUCAUUAACAUCCAAGACUUGUGAACAAGUGUGUGUGUCUGUACGUAUGUGUAUGCAUUCGGGUGUAGGCGUGGAUGUGUUAAAUUAUUAUUAUUAUUAUUAUUUAACGAAACGUGUAUAUAAAAAAAAUGAAGGAGGAUACUUGAUGGACAAGUAACUUGUCAGCUGAAGUGUUAAUAAUUAGUAGUCAAGUAUAAAAUUCAAUGAAAUAAAAUUUGUGCACGUUCAUUCGAAUAUCCAGUAACUCGUUUGAAAAGCAAACAUUACUUCUAAUCACGUUUAAAAAAUAUAUUUAAACCUUGACAAAGAUACUAAGAAUAAGUGAAAUAACUUGAAGAAUAAACAAAAGAUUUAACUACGUACGUUGAGUGAAAAAACACAGAAAAAAAAUAAUAAAUAUUUUUCAAGGAAAAAACAAUAGGUAUGCCAAUCAUUCGCAGACGACAAAUGGUUUUAACUUUUCAAUGUACGAAAUACGAAACUUGUAAAAUUUCUUGAAAUAUUUCUCAUAAAAAGUGACAAACAAAUUUGAUCAUUAGUGUUUAUUUAAUUGAAAGAAAAUCAAAUUAAAAAUUAAAAUGUAUCGAAGUAAUUGUUUAGUGAAGACAAAUUUAUGGAGAAUCAUGGAUAAUUCAUGUUCAUUAGUACCUUUUGUUUUAAAAUUUCUUUUAAUGUCAAGACUGAUUAUCGCCGAGGGUUCAAUACCCAUCAUUUAUUCUAUUCCACUGGAAAAUGCCACGUCAAUUUCGGAAGAGUACAGAACUUUGCCAUUGGUGGCAAAAUGUUGUCCGGUUAAUGAAAUAUUAAUUCGUGACGAAGAACAGAGUUCAAAAUGCGUUUCAUCGCACAAUUAUUCGUACGAGUCCAUAUUCUCGCCACUUUUUUGUGAUUUCAAUUCAUCCGGUAUUUUGAUACCUGGGGAUGAACAUGACCAUUUUGUUGCAAUCAUUGGAGAACCUUGUCAAUAUGACAGGUACUUAUUAUCCCCAGAAAACAAUGUGGAAGAUAAACAUUACCUUUUACUCAAUGGUACUAUUUUUUUACCUGAUUCUCUUCCUCGAAUGCUCACGCCUGGGGUCGAUUAUUGUAUGGAAGUAACACCAACGUUGGGUCUGAUAACAGUAGUCUGUUCUCGGAACGAAGAUAAAAUAUUGAUGGCGGACACUCGAAUUAUUUUUUAUGCCUGUGGACUUUUAAUAUCCGUACCAUUUUUAAUACUCACCAUAAUAGCUUAUUCAAUAACGCCUAAAUUAAGAGACAUUUAUGGAAAAAUACUUUGUCAUUAUUGCGGAUGUUUGGUAUUAGCUUUUACUGGUUUAGCAAUUACGCAACUUGGUGGUGUACAUUGGGAAGGUCAUACGUGUAUAGGAAUAGCCUUCGUUAUCCAAUUCUCGUUCGUGGCCUCUUAUUUCUGGUUGAACGUGAUGUGCAUCGAGACAUGGUUAUUGAUACGAAAUCACGUUCAUCAUGCAGCAUACAAAAAAAUCAAACCCAAUGUACUGUUCUUUUAUUACUCGAUAUGGGCUUGGGGUUCCGCUGGUAUUCUUAUUCUAUUAUCUAUAGUACUGGAUCUGAACCCAACGAUACCUAUGAUAUACGUAAAACCUAACUUCAAUAGCGAUAGUGAAAACUGUUGGUUUAAAUCGGAUACCCAAUCGAUGCCAUACUUUUACGUGCCAAUGGUGAUGCUCUUAUUAGUUAAUUUAACAUUUUUUAUUCUAACUGGAAUAACGAUAAGAAAGUAUCAAAAGGAUCUUGCAAUUAGACGAUUAGCAAGAAAUCAAGAAUCUGAUCGACAAGAUCAAAGGAUGUUUCGUAGUUUGAAAAGAACAUUUAUAGUUUGCAUAGUAUUAUUUUCUUUAAUGAGUUUAACUUUGACUAUGGAAUUGAUAUCCUGGUGGACUGGUGGUAAUCCGUUCGAUUGGUCAGUUUAUGAUUUGAUAAAUGCUCUGCAAGGUCUUCUUGUAUUUGGUCUUUUUGUAUUACGUAGACCAGCUCGAGAUUUGAUCUGGUACAGGAUACAAAAACUACGUGGUAUUGAUGCGGUCGAACCGCAAACUGACACCGCUGCUUUUAGUCUUCUUACUGUUAUCAAUUAAAAUUAGAAUUAGUUAAUAAUUAAUUUAUGAGAGAUUAUUUGGUAUUACAUAAUUGGUAACUCUAGGUUUGUAUCUAGUGCGUCUAUAUGUGAGCGCGUGUGUGUGUAUGUGCAUGUGUAUAUAUUGUGCAAGUUUUAUAUUAAAACGAUUA
Molecule: messenger RNA, 3030 nt
Organism: Polistes dominula (European paper wasp)
Lineage: Eukaryota; Metazoa; Arthropoda; Insecta; Hymenoptera; Vespidae
Product: G protein-coupled receptor Mth2
Biological process (GO): cell surface receptor signaling pathway; G protein-coupled receptor signaling pathway
Cellular component (GO): membrane
Molecular function (GO): G protein-coupled receptor activity
Source: RefSeq, a predicted model, not a curated record